Enhydra lutris kenyoni (northern sea otter) is the source of this 1524-nucleotide messenger RNA. RefSeq names its product bile acid receptor-like. Lineage: Eukaryota; Metazoa; Chordata; Mammalia; Carnivora; Mustelidae. Bases 1 to 1524 code for a protein of 507 amino acids. The record is from RefSeq and is a predicted model, not a curated record. Gene Ontology annotation, biological process: bile acid signaling pathway; negative regulation of inflammatory response; lipid metabolic process. Gene Ontology annotation, molecular function: zinc ion binding; RNA polymerase II cis-regulatory region sequence-specific DNA binding; nuclear receptor activity. The transcript is spliced from 10 exons.
AUGGCAAAUUCUUAUGUCACUACAUCUGAUGGUUACUGUUUUGCUGAACCAGUGCAGUACUAUGAUAUUCUGCCAGAGCAAAUCAACUAUCAGCUGCACGACACUGAUUGUCAAGAAUCAGCUUAUUGCCAGUACUCUACGGUCCAGUUUCCAACAGCUCUGCAGUCCCAAUCUUUACAAAGUCAUUUCAACACUUACAGCUUGGAUCCACAGUUUGGUGGUGGAGAGUGUGGAUUUGGUUCCUAUGAACUAAAUAAACCCACUUAUGUGGUUGACCAUGAUGCUGAAGAUGGAUAUUCUGGAAUAAAAAGGUCCAGACUAACUCACUCUUCUAUUCGGAUUAAGCGGCAGGAAGAACUCUGUGUAGUUUGUGGUGAUAAAGCAUCAGGAUAUCAUUAUAAUGCACUUACUUGCGAAGGUUGCAAGGGUUUUUUUCGACGUAGUAUCACCAAAAAUGCAGUAUAUCACUGCAAGAAUGGUGGCCACUGUGAAAUGGACAUGUACAUGCGUAGGAAAUGUCAAGAGUGCAGACUGAAAAAGUGUAAGGCAGUAGGAAUGCUGGCAGAAUGUUUGCUCACAGAAAUCCAAUGCAAAUCAAAGAGACUUCGAAAGAACUUUAAACAGAAGAAUAGUUUUUACUCUAGCAUCAAAGUGGAAGAGGAAGGACUAGACAACAAGCUUGUAUCAUCCACUAGAGCUGGAAAAAUGAUUAAGGAGAGUAUGGAACUUACUCAAGAGGAACAUCAGCUCAUUAAUAACAUUGUGGCUGCUCAUCAAAAGUAUACAAUUCCUUUAGAGGAAACAAAGAAAUUUCUGCAGAAGUAUGUAAAUCCUGAACUGAGCUUUUUGAGACUCUCGGAGACAGUGGUCCUACACCUACAGGGGUUAAUGGAUUUUACCAAGGGACUCCCAGGAUUUGAAAAUUUGACGGCUGAGGACCAGACUGCAUUAUGCAAAGGAUCAAAAACUGAAGUGAUGUUCCUUCAUGGGGCCCAACUUUACAGUCAGAAAGAAUGUCUUUCAUCAGCUUCUGAAAGUCCUAUGAGAAUAUCAGAUCGUUCAGAUCAUUCACUGAAUUUUCCCAAUCAGAGUGAUAAUAGAAGUGUUAUUUAUUCUAUGGAAACAUUUUGCAAUGAAGACUGUCCACCUACUACACUGACUGGUAUUGCUGAAGAAUUUAUUACCACAUUGUUUUACUUCUACAGAAGAAUGAGUGAACUUAAUAUUACUAAUACUGAAUAUGCUCUGCUUGCAGCAGCAACUGUGUUUUUUUCAGAUCGUCCAUACCUUAAAGAUAAGCAGCAUGUGGAAAAUAUACAAGAACCCAUUUUACAAAUUUUGUACAAAUAUUCAAAAAUUUAUCAUCCAGAAGACCUACAGCAUUUUGCUCAUCUCAUAGGGAGGCUCACUGAACUGAGAACACUGACUCACAACUACUCAGAAAUACUUAGCACCUGGAAAGCAAAGGACCCCAAAUUGGCUAGUUCACUCUUGGAGAAAUGGAAUUUGUAUUCACAUUGUUGA